Lasiosphaeria miniovina is the source of this 711-nucleotide messenger RNA. RefSeq lists its product as uncharacterized. Bases 109 to 273 code for a protein of 54 amino acids. The record is from RefSeq and is a predicted model, not a curated record. NCBI's taxonomy places the organism in Eukaryota, Fungi, Ascomycota, Sordariomycetes, Sordariales, Lasiosphaeriaceae. The transcript has a single exon.
UGGAGACGAAAACUACCUUUUUUCUUCUUGUGAUACUCUAGUCUUUUUUAUGGCUUUUCUUUUGCUGCUCGAGAAGAGAGAAUUGAAGCGGAGGGGGUGAGUGGACCGAUGUUGCGACCAUCGUCCAUUGUUAUCUUCCCAUCCCUUUGGUUCUUCCGUGCCAUCUUUAUGUGGGGUUUUCUAUGUACAGUAUUCUCCUCCCUUCUCGUUAUGCGCAGCCAGCUUGUGGCUUGUUUUCUUCACUCGCGCGCACACAAAAGGGACGUUGGCUGACUGCUGCACGGCAUGUGCCUUUGGAGGACAAGGGACGGGGGCGUCUGGGUCGGGCACCGCUGAAGCACUGACGAGGAAGAGAGACUGCCGACGCUUCUGUAUGCCAUGGCUGGUGUGGGGCAGGAGAGGCUGGCUGCCAGGUCUACGUGGGCUCUUUGGGGUCUUGCGGCUAUUUUUGGCUGAUCAUGGUGCUCAAAUCAUGCUAGGAAGUAUGGAGGUACAUAGCUUCUUGCUAUUUUCCAAAUUCGAGCUUUGACUUUUGAGCCUGACUCUUCUUUUCGAUGAUGACUGGUGGUGUGUGUUGAGACACGAUUAUCAAUGGGGAUAGGGCCCAGUGGCUAUCUCUGCCACUCUGUGAUAGUUCAAGACAAGACAGGUCGAUGGAUAUUUAGAUGGAUACCUAGUCCAGACGUACAAGAGAUCAAUAUUAAUCCCAAC